GGCCUGCUCAUGAAGAAUUCCCCGGCUGGACACCAUCUAUGAACACUACCCGGUGGAUUGUCCUAAAUACCCAGACAGACUUAGUGUGCCGACACGGCGUGUCUCCAAGAUGCAAGGACUCUCUGACUCACGGGAAGCCAUGCACAUUUAUUGUUUGGAAUGCAGGAUUACAUGUAUGAUGUAUGCAUACUACAAGGCUCGUGCCUUGGAUACUUUCAUCCCUUGACAACCUUGGCAGUGGGACGCCCCAAUUCGCGGUUUACAUUGUCAUUUCAAUCUUUCGAAUAAACAACACACUUCUACCGCGGCGAUUAUACCUCUAAGAUGCAUCGCGAGGAACAAGAAUCCUACCUACUCGGUGAUGGUACCUCGACUUCAUCGGUAGCUAGCGAUGAUGAACACGAAAAGCCCGGUUCCAGAAAAACAAAUGCCUUGUCUAUCUAUGUGACGUUUCUUGGCGUCUUCCUGGCGAGUAUCGAUGAAACUAUUGCCGUAUCCACGUAUAGUGCGAUUGCCUCCCAAUUCCACUUGAUGACGGAAAGCUCGUGGUUGUUAGUCGCAUACAAUUUUGGAUAUUGCAUUUCGCUACCCGUGUACGGCCGUUUGAGUGACGCAUAUGGGUGCAAGAGAGUGAUCAUUAGCGCGUACGGCUUAUUUGCGUUGGGAUGCUUAGCAUGCGGUUUCAGUACAUCCCUGUUUCAGUUGAUUAUGGCAAGAGCCCUGUCUGGGCUCAGUGGAGCGGGGAUGAUCAUUUUGACCGCCAUCAUUCUUAGCGAUAUCGUGCCACCCGAGGAACUGGCAUUGCUUAGAGCCUACGAAAAUACAGUGUAUACCAUGGGACGCAGUCUGGGUGCCCCCUUAGGCGGGCUUCUGGUAGACGUUAUUAACUGGAGGUGGCUCUUUCUCGGCCAGGUGCCGUUAGUCCUAAUGUGUCUCCUUUUCGCGGUCAACCGAUUGCCAUCGUUCAAACCCAAAUACCCAGAAAACCACCAACCACGUUCUGGCUUCUGGAGCUUCGACUUUGCGGGCCUCUUUAGCUUCGCGGCUGCAAUACUGUCACUAUUAUUUCUCCUCCAGGAUGCCGGUGCACCCGCGAAAAACUCCUCCGGAUGGUCACACGUUCCGGCACUUGCAUUUAUAACAUUCGGCGUGGGCUUCCUUCUUAUCGAGGUUUUUUGGGCGUCGAACCCAAUCAUUCCUAUGGACUUGAUGUUGAAGUCCCUAGGGGCAUAUUGCCUGGUACAGGUUAUGAUUCUCAUUGGGCGCUAUUCGCUCAACAGCAGCAUCAUCCCCUACUUUGUCCGAGUCGAAGAUAGCUCGGACUUCUACGGUUCUAUGAUCUAUCUUAUAUCGUCUCUAGGUAUCUCCGUCGGAAGUAUCAUCGGCGGUAAUGUCAUCAAGCGCACCCAUCGCUACAAGACCAUGACAGUCGCUACGGUGAUCGGCUCCGUGAUUUUCUAUCUCGGUGUCUUCAUUCUGUGGCGCGAUGGUUGCCCCCUCUGGGAAACUUCCAUCAUGUUCCCCAUUGGAGUUUCAAUGGGUAUCUUGUUCUCGUCUCAGUUCAUCAGCAUGACAUGCAGCUCGCCAAAGUCGCGCCUACCGGUCUGCAUCGGUACGUAUUUUGUCUCGCAGCAGCUGGGGAUUCUCUUGGGUCCGGCUAUCGGUCUGGCACUCGAGCAGGCUUUGUUUGGGGCGAGUCUAGGAAGGGACUUGCCCAACAGUGGAGAUAAAGCAGCGCUCAUCUUGAGUAUCUUGGACGACGUCAAGUACGCUCGGUCUCUUCCCCCGGCACUUCAAGAGAUAAUUCGCUCUAGCUAUCUAUUUGGCUUUCAAUUCGUUCCUCUGCUCUCGGCGACAUGCAGCAUUGUUGUCCUGGUUGUUGUUUUGCUUUUGAGGGAAGGAAAGAUUACUUAAAUAUCUGUUUUGAUUGCAUGUGUUCU
Messenger RNA from Aspergillus candidus, 1940 nucleotides. RefSeq names its product MFS transporter. The transcript has 9 exons. Gene Ontology annotation, molecular function: basic amino acid transmembrane transporter activity. Gene Ontology annotation, biological process: transmembrane transport; basic amino acid transport. NCBI's taxonomy places the organism in Eukaryota, Fungi, Ascomycota, Eurotiomycetes, Eurotiales, Aspergillaceae. Bases 325 to 1914 code for a protein of 529 amino acids. The record is from RefSeq and is a predicted model, not a curated record. Gene Ontology annotation, cellular component: fungal-type vacuole membrane.